AUGGCCUGGCAUUAUACCCUCUUCCCGCGUGGUGCUCAUACGAAAUGUCGGGCUACGGAUCGCUUGCUAUACUUCUGGGCUAUUGCUUUACUUGCUGCUGUGCACGCGGGGGGAAAUCUGGGUUUUGAGCAACCCAAUAUUAGCUCGCGAGCAUUAGAUGCAACUUGUCCCAACAGGGACCUGUCGGAUAUUCAGUUGGAAUACAUGCAGAACCCUGUCUGCUUAGAACCGAAAUGGGCCGGUAUUGGGCACGUCGAAAAUUAUACGUCGAAUUCUUCAUCUGGAGGAGCUGACAUUGAUGCAUCGAUUCCCCCUGGUGCUUCACCAUCGCCGUCAUCAACAGUAACAGCGACUACGUCAGGAUCAAGUGGUCUGGACCAGGACUUAGAUACGGAGUCGCCUCUUGAUAAUGCGAAUUUUCUUUCUUUCGAAGAGUGGAAGAAGCAGAAUUUGGCAAAAGUGGGCCAAUCGGUGGAACAUGUUAGGGGGGAUCGCCAAGGUGCUGGAUCUGAGGCCAGCGGAAGACGCCAGCGCCCUAUGGGGAUUGACAAUUCUUUGGAUUCCUUGGGUGAAGACGGUGAGAUUGCGUUGGAAUUCGGUGGGUUUGGGCCUGAAAAUUCUGGCCCGGCGUCAUGGGAGAGGAAGGUUGGGAAAGGUCAAGCUCCGCAUGCCGAUGGGGCAGAGUCGGCUACGAGAGGCGCAGAAGGAGAAACGCAGAUUGAAACUACGACUCGUGGAGGUGUUUCUAAGAGAAAGGAUGCGGGGACUACAUGCAAGGAACGAUUUAAUUAUGCAUCGUUUGAUUGCGCGGCUACAGUGCUGAAGACCAACCCCCAGUGCAGCGGCGCAUCGUCCGUUCUGACCGAGAAUAAAGACAAUUAUAUGCUCAACGAGUGUAGGGCUAGGGAUAAAUUCUUGAUAGUCGAGCUCUGUGACGAUAUUUUAAUCGAUACUAUUGUGCUAGCCAACUAUGAGUUUUUCAGUUCGAUCUUUCGCACGUUCAGAGUUAGCGUUUCGGACCGAUAUCCCCCCAAACAACCCGAUAUGUGGAGGGAGCUGGGCACCUACGAAGCAGUUAAUUCUCGAGAGGUUCAAGCGUUCGCAGUUGAGAAUCCCCUCAUUUGGGCCAGAUAUGUGAAGAUCGAAUUCUUGACUCAUUACGGUAACGAAUUUUAUUGCCCUGUUAGCUUGAUUAGGGUGCAUGGAACCACUAUGCUGGAGGAAUACAAGAAUGAUGGAGAAGCUAGCCGUUUAGAAGACCACAAUUCAGCCCAGAUUCAGGGCAACGUGGCCUCGGAAUCUGGACCAGAUAAUCCCACUGCUAAUCAGAGCAAGGUUGUCGGGAAGGAGAGUGAUGGCUCAACUGGAGCUGGUGGAUUUGACGUGCAACCAACUCGCGUUCAGAAGCCGGAGGAUAUAUGUCUUCCAAAGGCUGAUAUUGGGGCGAUCUUAUCGCGCAGUCUUGCCGGAGAGGAAGACGGAGUGUGCCUUAUCAAGGAGGCACCUCGCGCCCACAACCAAUCAAUGGAUGCAGUUCAGUCAGCUUCAGUCCAGGCUCAUGGCCCUGCUAAAGUGGCAGAGGAUGCCACGCCGAUAACUCCCAGUGCUGAAUCGUCUUCGAAUGUGGCUAGCCCUACCCAAAAAACUACGCCUACCGUGACGGACUCCCGCGCUCAAAAUCCUGCUAACGAGUCUCAACAUGCGACAUCCACUAGUACUCACAAGACCGAGUACGGUGGUUCAUCUGAGUCAUCGAAACCGUCGACUACAGUUCAGCAGCAUCAACCUAACCCUACGACUCAAGAAUCCUUCUUUAAAUCCGUGAACAAACGUUUGCAUAUGCUGGAGACAAACUCUUCCCUCUCGUUACAGUAUAUCGAAGAGCAGUCACGCAUCCUUCGAGAUGCUUUUAGCAAAGUGGAAAAGCGACAGCUAGCAAAAACCACCACAUUCCUCGAAAACUUAAAUACAUCGGUGCUGCAGGAGCUCCGAGAAUUUCGCCACCAGUACGACCAGGUCUGGCACUCCGUGGCCGUCGAAUUCGAACAACAACGACUUCAUUAUCAUCAGGAGGUCUUCGCCAUGAGCAGCCAACUAGGAAUCCUAGCCGACGAGCUCCUCUUCCAAAAGCGCAUCUCAAUCAUCCAAAGUGUCUUCGUCCUCAUCUGCUUCGGGCUCGUGCUUUUCUCCCGCAGCUCGAUAGCCAACUAUCUCGAACUCCCGCGCGUGCACACCAUGGUCUCCCGCUCCCAGAGCUACCGUUCCUCAACCCAUUCCUUCGAAUCGCCCUCCGCAAGCCCUAGCUCAAGACCCAACUCCUCCUACCGGGACAGCAGCAAGGAUGCCUCAAACACCAGCCAUAGACGCACGCACUCCGUCGAGUCCGUGGAGGAUGACCUGGCGGUAAAUCCAACCAUCGCCUACUCGCCACCAACCCCGACGUCUGAUAGCGACGAUCACGGAUUGCACCGGCAGGGCUCUCAGCGGUCGGAUUCCACCGCCAGCAGUAUUAUGGUAACCCAGCCACCGCAGCUUCUCAGGUCGGAAAGCAGUCCACCGGAUUUACGCGGGCCUUCUGAAGGGUCUGAAGGAUCUGAGGGGCGUUCUCUGCUAGAGGCUCCGCAGGUGUCCUCGUGA
Blastomyces dermatitidis ER-3 is the source of this 2637-nucleotide messenger RNA. RefSeq names its product Sad1/UNC domain-containing protein. Gene Ontology annotation, biological process: protein folding in endoplasmic reticulum. The record is from RefSeq and is a predicted model, not a curated record. Bases 1 to 2637 code for a protein of 878 amino acids. Lineage: Eukaryota; Fungi; Ascomycota; Eurotiomycetes; Onygenales; Ajellomycetaceae. The transcript has a single exon. Gene Ontology annotation, cellular component: cytoplasm; membrane.